CGUCAAUAUUUUCUUACUACUUCAUCACCGCGCUCUUUGUAUCUAGUGCCUAAACCUUGUUAUAACCACUCCUAGGAAACAUGGCAGACUGUUCGAGCCCUCAGGCUGAUGGACCAGUCAACCUGCUUGCGCUUGAUGGCGGCGGUAUACGCGGUCUAUCGGAGCUACUAAUCCUCCACGAGAUCAUGAAACGAAUGAAACAUGACCUGGAACUUGUGGAGCUACCUCGCCCUUGUGAAUACUUUCAUCUCAUCGGUGGCACUAGCACUGGCGGGCUCAUCGCCCUCCUUCUUGGCCGAUUCUGCAUGUCUACCGAAGAAGCUCUACGUGUCUAUAACUCUUUAGCCGGCUCAAUCUUCUCCAGUGACAACAAAAAGUACAUAUUCCAGGAUGGGACUUUCAAAGCGUCAACGCUGGAGAGAGCAGUCCGCGGACUCACUAGUCAAAAGGGAGCUGGUGACUUUAUGGAGGACGUAUCGUGCGAGAACAAGAUGGGAAAAGCCUUCGUGUGCGCAAUGUCAGCAAGAAACAUGGCUCAUCCGCGGCUCUUCCGGACCUACCAUGUACGAGAGAAUGCAAGCGCCAAUUGUCAAAUCUGGGAGGCAGCCCGCGCUACUACAGCUGCGCCCAUAUUUUUCAAACGGAUUGCCAUCGGCGAAGAAGGUCAAACCAAGGAGGAGUUUAUUGACGGGGGAAUAAGGUGCAAUAAUCCGGCCGAUGAAGUCCUAGAGGAGGCUAGGAAGGUCUUCGGGGAAGAAAGAGCAUUCAAUUGCCUUGUCAGCAUCGGAACAGGCCAUCCUGGAGUAAUCGGCUUAUCCAAGCCGGACGGAUUCCAAAGGCUACUUCCUACGAAGUUAAUCCACACUCUAAAGCAAAUCGCCACAGACUGCGAGCAGAAAUCACACGAGAUUAGCACGCGGUUCCAAAAUGCACCUGACCUAUAUUUCCGUUUCAGCGUGGCAUAUGGGCAAGGUAGUAUCUCGCUGGAAGAAUGGAAGAAAAUGUCAGAGGUCCAAACACAUACCUCAGCAUAUUUGAAAGAAAUUAGCGUUUCCAGUAGCCUAAACACAGUCGUGAAGCUACUUUGCCAGCCUCGUACGAAUGGCCCUACCUUACGAUCUAUAACCGUUGUACUUUCAAGUCUUCCACGAGGCCAAGAAGUCCGAGUGCCAAUUAGAACCAGAGCUAGGUCGAGUCCGAACUUCACUGGCCGAUUGCAAGUCUUGGAAAAGUUGAAAAACUUCUUCGGUACUCAAGUGCAAGAAAAAAAUAUUCAGAGAAGAGAGUUUCUCUUAUACGGGAUGGGUGGCGCUGGUAAGACACAAAUUGCAUUGAAAUUUGCCGAAGAAAGCACCGAGUGCUUCAAAAACAUCUUUUGGAUCGAUAGUAGCAAUGUGGCUACGAUUAAGCAAUGCUAUAAAGAUAUAGCAGCAGAGAAACGCCUAGGCGAUUCCAAAGGAGAAGCCUCCGUCGAGUCCGCGCUCCAAUGGCUAGAUACUACAAGUGAGCAAUGGUUGUUGCUGUUCGAUAACGUGGAUGAUUUUGAGGUAGCUUCAAACCUUAUACCUAAAAGAGACAAAGGAAACAUCCUCUAUACCAGCCGUAAUCCUGAGAUCCAGUAUUCUCUGCCCCCGGAAGCCUAUUGCGAAGUGGGCGAGAUGGACCAGCACGAGGCCUUGGAGCUCCUUGCCAAAACCAACCGCUCACCCAGGAUCCUCGAGGAGAGAGAAAGCGCACAGAAGAUCGUGGAAGUCCUCGGGGGGCUACCACUAGCAAUCGACCAAGCCGGAGCUUAUAUGGCUACUCGCGUCUGUACUAUUAAAGAGUAUCUCCACCUGUUUAGGAGCCAGCGUACAACGUUGAUGAGGAACCAAUCCUACCAACGCGCGUCCUCGCAUGACCAAGCCGUGUAUGCGACUUGGGAAAUCUCCUACACCGCAAUAGAGAGACAAGCCCAAGAUGAAGAGGCGGAGGAAGCGAGACGUCAAACGCUAAAAGCUGCUCUACAGCUUUUAGGACUCUUUGCCAUGUUCCAUCGGGAGGGUAUCAUGAAAGAUAUUUUUCGACGAGCUACGAUUUCCGGUAGAUUAAAUCCCGAUGAAACAAAGGGCAGUUCUCCCAGCAACAGCGCACCUUCUAUUAAUAUACCCAGCGGCCUUUUUACUUGCGACAAUAACGGUGAAUGGAAUACAUACUUUUUUGGCGAGGCGAUUCGCGAACUUCUCAAAUUCUCUUUGAUUAGAACGGACGGCUCUGGGACAGUUUUUUCCAUGCACCCUUUAGUACACUUCUGGGCUCGGGAUCGGCUAUCUCCUUCCACGCAGGAGAAUUUCCUAGAGAACGUGAGGAUGAUAUUAUCGUCCUGUAUUACAUGGGAAUUCACGAGCGAGGACUACACGUUUCGACGAAAACUACUCCCACAUAUUACCCAAUGCAUAGAAGGUGAUACCUACCUCGAUAUUCCUAGCGCAGUUAAGGCUGCGAGAUUUGCGUUAGUCUUUUCAGAGGCUGGAUCUUGGAAGGAGGCGGAAGAGCUAGAGGUGCAGGUGAUGGAGACGAGUUNGAGGGUGCUAGGAUAGGAGCAUCCUUCCACGCUGACUAGUAUAGCAAAUCUCUCGUGGACCGUUGUUAUGGACCGCAGGGGAAAUCAACGGCUCGAGUUAACCGUGCCCAAUGGUUGAAGGUUCGCGGGGCUCUCGCUUCAAUUACUCCUGAAGCAGCUUAGCGCUGCCACAGCAGUAAGCACUUACUACGUAAGUGCCCGCCACCCAAGCGUCC
This is a messenger RNA of Aplosporella prunicola CBS 121167, 2778 nucleotides long. RefSeq lists its product as uncharacterized. The record is from RefSeq and is a predicted model, not a curated record. Gene Ontology annotation, molecular function: ADP binding. Lineage: Eukaryota; Fungi; Ascomycota; Dothideomycetes; Botryosphaeriales; Aplosporellaceae. Bases 81 to 2579 code for a protein of 832 amino acids. The transcript has 6 exons. Gene Ontology annotation, biological process: arachidonate metabolic process. Gene Ontology annotation, cellular component: membrane.